Messenger RNA from Salvia hispanica, 1395 nucleotides. Its product is annotated as F-box/kelch-repeat protein At1g23390. Gene Ontology annotation, biological process: proteasome-mediated ubiquitin-dependent protein catabolic process. Gene Ontology annotation, molecular function: protein binding. Gene Ontology annotation, cellular component: cytosol; nucleus. The record is from RefSeq and is a predicted model, not a curated record. Lineage: Eukaryota; Viridiplantae; Streptophyta; Magnoliopsida; Lamiales; Lamiaceae.
GUAAACAUUUCCUUGAAUUGAAAGUUUGAAAGCUAUGUACAUUUUAUGCAACAUUAUUCAAUUCCAAAAUGUCUCCAAAACAAAUCAAGAUUUCAAAUAAAAAACUUUGAGUUUGGAUGACUGACCGGAAAAAGAAAAUGGCAACGAGAGUGGAGCGAGAAGAAGAAGCCGAGAUUCAUGGCGACGUUCUAGAAGCCAUCUUUUCGCACGUGCCGUCAGUCGACCUAGUCUCCGCCUCGCACGUGUCCGAGUCAUGGCACGGCGCCGUCGCCACCUCCCUCCGCCACCCGAAGCCGUGGCUCAUCCUCCACACGCAGUCCACUAGGCCCCCGCACGCCCUCGCCGCCCUCGCCUACGAUCCUCGCUCCGACGUCUGGAUGCGCAUCCGCCGCCCUCCGAUCGAGCACGUCGCCGCCCUCCGAUCGUCAUCCACCGCGAAUAUGCUCUACAUGCUCUCCCCCUCCGCCUUCGCCUUCUCCACAGAUCGCCUCCACUCCGACUGGCGCAGCGUCACCCCUCCCCGCGUCUGGCGGACGGAUCCGAUCGUCGCCAGAGUCGCCGGAGCCGUCGUCGUCGCCGGCGGCGCGUGCUACUUCGAGGACGAUCCGCUGGCGGUCGAGCUCUACGACCUCCGCGAGCGCGCCUGGCGCACGUGCAAGUCAAUGCCGCCGAGUUUGAAGGACUCCGCCUCCUCGUCGUGGCUUUCCGCCGCCGCCACGCAGGAGAAGCUCUUCCUCGUCGAGAAACAAACCGGUUUGACUCACUGGUUCGAUCCGGAGGCGAAUUCCUGGUCCGGUCCGAUCGCUCUGAACCCUAGCCAGCCGGUCCAGAGCUGCCACGUCAGCUACUCCAGCUUCACCGGUUUGAUCCUCGUCGGAAUUUGUCCAAUUGGAAACGGUGAAACAAUUAAAAUGUGGCGAAUUGGGGAAAAUGAUUUCUCGAUUGAAGAAAUCGGUGAAAUGCCGGAAGAUUUGGUAGCUGGACUGAAGAGCGAUUCAGAAGAUUUUUCUAUCGAUGUUCGAUUAGCGGGGAAUUUCGUGUACGUUUAUAAUUCCGCUGCGGCGGAGGAGGUGGUGGCGUGCGAGUUGGCGGGAGAAUGCCGGUGGUGGAAGGUGAGGAAUGUGGUGGAACGUGACGGAAUGAUUUUGAAUACGUUGGUGUUUACUUGUGCUGAAGUUGGGAUCGGCGAGUUGGAGAGAGUCAUGACGACGAAGGGCUGGCGAUUCGAGGUGGUUUGACUGAGCUGACUCGGCCGAGUCGUUUGAUUUCUGUUGCUCACGUGGGUACCUAUGAUUGGAUUCCAAAAAUAUCUUUUUGUGUGGGUUAAAUUUUUUUUAUUAUUAUUGUAAUUGUUGGACGAUAUUAUUACUAUUACAUUUUCUAGUGAGUGUUUUA